This is a messenger RNA of Plasmodium fragile, 3057 nucleotides long. RefSeq names its product V-type H(+)-translocating pyrophosphatase. Gene Ontology annotation, cellular component: membrane. The coding region runs from base 1 to 3057 and encodes 1018 amino acids. The record is from RefSeq and is a predicted model, not a curated record. Gene Ontology annotation, molecular function: diphosphate hydrolysis-driven proton transmembrane transporter activity; inorganic diphosphate phosphatase activity. Lineage: Eukaryota; Apicomplexa; Aconoidasida; Haemosporida; Plasmodiidae. Gene Ontology annotation, biological process: proton transmembrane transport. The transcript has 2 exons.
AUGUUGCCCCUACACAGGAACGGCAAGAGGAAGAACCCCCUCAAUGUAAUGAGUUUCUUUGGUGGAGUCUAUUCAAAGGGGAUCUCGCACAAUGGAAAGGUUGUGGAUGUCACUAAAGCAGAAAAGGGGGAAAAACUGCCCUAUGUACUUAAUGCACAAGGGUGGAGUCCCCCCAUGGGUGAAAUUCAAUACGUACAAUGUGCAGAGUACGAAGAUGAUGUAACGUCCUUGGGGUGUCUAAGCUGGUAUAUAAAUAGGUCUCCCAAGCAAAGGGUAGCGAUUAACGCAGGCGUGUUAAUCGCAUUUGCUUCAGCAACGUAUGCAACAUAUCACACUGUUCAUAAUGUGAAGAUCGUGUGCUUAGUGGGGCUAUCUUUGUAUAGUGCCUUUUUCCUCCUAUUAGCCCUGCACAUGUUGAGCUCCGUGUUGAAGGAUGAGUAUGAGGCAUACAGCAGCGUGCAGGGGGGCGACGGUGGGACGAUUCACCAGAUGCGUUCCAUGGGCGCGCAGCAUAUGGGGCCUCCACAUAAGAAGAGCGAAAGGGUGCAACCGAAUAAUGGGGACAGACGACGGGAGGGGCAGGUGGAGGUGGUCCACGACGCUGCUUCGCAUGACGCGACUUUGCAUGACGCGGUGGAGCGUACCCUGGAAGCGCCGCACGAUGGAUACGAAGUGCUCUCCCUGGAAGACAUAGCAAAGCCGAUAAAGGAGGGAGCAGAAGGAUUUUUCGCAGUGCAGUACAAUUCCAUUUUUAAAAUAUCUCUAGCUUGUACGACACUUCUACUCUUCUUAUACAUUUGGAGAGGAGAUUACACAAAGUUGCCCCGAGAAAAAAACGACGUGGUAGAGGGUAGUAGUACUACUACUGCUGCACAGAAGUACAUAAUCAUAUCCCCGUUUGCAUAUAGCAUAAUAACGUCCAUUUCAUUUUUACUAGGAGCUGCAUGCAGCUCUUUAGCUGCCUACAACGGUAUUUAUGUAGCUGUGCGGGCAAAUGUCCGUGUGGCUAAAGCCUCGACCUAUUCGUAUAAGACAGCGCUGAUGACCUGUUUUAGGAGCGGAGCAAUAAGUGCCAUUGUGAAUGUGGCAUUAGCUAUCUUUGGUAUUUGCUCUUUAUUAGUGUUAAUAAAUAUUUUAUAUCCUUCCUUGUCCUUUACCAAAUAUCCCUUACUCAUUGUUGGUUAUGGGUUCGGAGCUUCGUUAGUGGCCAUGCUGUAUCAGCUAGCUGGAGGCAUUUAUACAAAAGCAGCUGAUAUAGGUGCUGACUUAGUGGGCAAGGUAGAAAAACAUAUUCCAGAGGAUGAUGCAAGGAACCCAGCAGUGAUUGCAGAUUUGGUUGGAGACAACGUAGGGGACUGUGCAGGGCAGUGUGCAGAUCUGUUUGAAUCCAUAUCGGCGGAAAUUAUUGCAUCUAUGAUUUUAGGAGGAACCUUAUGUGAACAUGGAAUCAUUUCUGAGAAAAGAGCUAGCUAUUUUGUUCUCUUCCCCUUAUUUGUACACUCGAUGGAUUUGUUGGUGUCUACCAUUGGGGUGUACCUUGUUAGGACCAGCAGCGAUUACACAACCACCCCAGUGGGUAUGAAGAAGCAUGAGAAUAGUAAGGGAUACGUGGGACAGGGCCAGUGCACUCAUCCUAGUAGUGCAUCCUACAGUGGGACAAUGGAGAAUGGUGCAAAUUUGAACGUAGGUAGCGCAAAUGGAGAUACAGCCUUGUCGGCCCUCAGCGGGGACCAUUACAAUGAUCAUGAAUUAGACAUGAUAGAAGAACAUUUAGAGAACCCAUUAAAGGUCAUGUUAAGAGCUUAUAUUGUUACUUGCGUGCUAGCCAUGGGUGUUUUUUUUUUUUUUUGUAAAAUGUUAUUUGUUUUGGGGGAAGAUUGCUCAAAUGAUUAUUCAUGGGUUUACCUAUCCCUAUGUGGAUUGGUUGGUAUGGUGUGCUCAUACCUGUUUGUCAUUUUGACCAGAUACUACACCGAUUACUCCUACCCCAAGGUGAGAAAGAUAGCUCAUGCAUCUUUAGGUGGUCCAGCUACUAACAUAAUAACAGGUCUGUAUGUAGGUAUGGAAUCUACUUUCCUCCCUACAAUCGUCAUUUCCGUAUCCUUAUUGGCUUCCUACUACCUAGGGUUAGCAAGCAACUUGACUGGAGAUGGUCGUGCGAUAAAUGGACUCUACGGCACAUCAGUAGCUACCAUGGGAAUGCUCUCCACAGCAGUUUUCAUUUUAAGCAUGUCCAAUUUUGGACCCAUAGCAGACAAUGCAGGUGGAAUUGUGGAAAUGUCAAAUCAGCCUGAGCGGGUUCGAUUCAUAACUGAUAAAUUAGAUGCAGUAGGAAAUGUAACCAAGGCAAAUACAAAAGGGUACAGUGUUGGUUCUGCUGCUCUGGCAUGUUUUUUACUUUUUUCUGCUUUCCUUAGUGAAGUUUCUCUUCAUGCGAAGACACCUUUUACUACUGUAGAUAUUGCUUUGCCAGAAGUAUUCAUUGGGGGGAUUCUAGGAUCCGUUGUAGUGUUCCUUUUCGCUAGCUGGUCCUUAGAUGCAGUUGGAAAUACAGCCGAAGAAGUUCUCAAAGAAGUACGCAGACAAUUUAAUGACCACCCUGGAAUUCUCACCUAUAAUGAAAAGCCAGAUUAUCACACCUGCGUUUCAAUUAUUAGUAGGAAGGCACUGAUGGAGACCAUUAAGCCGGGGCUACUAGCAUUAUUUGCACCCAUCAUCAUUGGGUUGCUUUUUAAGCAAAUUGGCAAAUUCAGAAAUAAUGAUUUGCUAGGGGCACAAGUCAUUGCUUCAUUCAUUAUGUUCUCCACCUCUACGGGUAUUUUGAUGGCCCUUUUCCUCAACAACGCCGGGGGUGCGUGGGACAAUGCAAAGAAGUACAUCGAGUCCGGUUUUUACGGCGGGAAGAACAGCCCCGCGCACGUCGCCAGCGUGAUUGGCGACACGGUGGGGGACCCCUGCAAGGACACCGCGGGCCCCUCCAUCCAUGUGCUCAUCAAGUUGAUUUCGACCAUCACCAUGGUGAUGACCCCCCUGAUUGCGUCCUCCGCGGAGAAGUAG